AUGUCAUCCACGAGGGAGCAAGCCUUUGGUUAUGCCUUCUUGCUCCAAAUAAAAGGGGAGGCUGCAUUGGCAGCAGCACUGAAUGACUACCUAAGCACUCGCAGCUACCUAGCUGGUUUUAGGUUUUCACAGGUUGACCAGAAAACAUUUAAGCUUCUCCACGGUCCCCCAGACCCACAUCAUGUCCACGCUCUGCGUUGGUACAGACACAUAACAUCACUGCAGCAGGACCAGAGCUCAGACAACAGCAAGAAAGGAAAGAGGGUGCAACCUCAGUGGUCUCCACCAUCUGGAACAGAUGUUCCCCAACUUCGACUCUACAACAGUCUCACUAGAGCAAAGGAGUUAUUUGUACCUCAAAAUGGAAAAAAGGUCACAUGGUAUAGCUGUGGGCCAACAGUGUAUGAUGCCUCUCACAUGGGACAUGCCAGAUCAUACAUCUCUUUUGAUAUUCUGCGAAGGAUACUGAAGGACUACUUCAAGUAUGAUGUCUACUACUGCAUGAACAUCACAGACAUAGAUGACAAAAUCAUUAUAAGGGCACGUCAAAACUAUCUACUGGACCAGUACAAGGAGAAGCAACCCCAACCUGCUCAAAUACUAAAAGAUGUAUUGACUGCCCGAGUGCCCUUUCAGGCCCGCUUGAGUUCCACUACCGACCCAGAUAAGAAACAGAUGCUAGAAAGGCUUGAUGCUGCCAUCACGGCCGCUCUGCAGCCUCUGCAGGCGGCCUUAGAGAGUAAGGCUGCAGAUGACGUGGUGCAACCUCUAGGCCAGGCACUAUUGGCAAAUUCCAUGGAUAUGAUGUCUGACUGGCUGGAUGAUCAGUUUGGAAGUGGAGUCACAGACAACUCAAUCUUCUCAGUUCUACCUGCAUUUUGGGAGGGAGAAUACCAUAAAGACAUGGCUGCUUUGAAUGUGCUUCCUCCUGAUGUCCUGACUCGUGUGAGUGAAUAUGUGCCAGAAAUUGUGGAGUUUGUGAAGAAGAUUGUCUCAAAUGGCUUUGGGUAUGAAUCAAAUGGCUCUGUUUACUUUAACACUGCAAAGUUUGAUGGAAGUCCACAGCACUCCUAUGCCAAACUUGUGCCAGAAGCGGUUGGAGAUCAGAAGGCUUUACAGGAGGGAGAAGGUGACCUGAGCAUUUCUGCUGACAGAUUAAGUGAGAAAAUUUCCCCUAAUGACUUUGCUUUGUGGAAAGCAUCCAAGCUUGGAGAGCCUUCGUGGGACUCUCCAUGGGGAAAGGGCAGGCCUGGCUGGCAUAUCGAGUGUUCGGCCAUGGCUGGCUCCAUCUUGGGGGAGUCAAUGGAUAUUCACGGUGGGGGGGUUGAUCUAAGAUUCCCCCACCAUGAUAACGAGCUGGCUCAGUCAGAGGCUUUCUUUGAGAAUGAUCAUUGGGUCCGUUAUUUCUUGCACACUGGUCACCUGACAAUUGCAGGAUGCAAGAUGUCAAAAUCUCUGAAGAAUUUCAUCACCAUUAAGGAAGCCUUGGCAAAAAAUACAGCUCGGCAGCUUCGUCUCGCGUUCUUGAUGCAUUCGUGGAAAGAUACUUUGGAUUACUCCCCCAACACUAUGGAGUUAGUAGUCCAGUACGAGAAGUUCCUGAAUGAGUUCUUCAUGAAUGUGAAAGACAUUUUGCGUGCACCUACUGACAUCACUAGGCAGUUUGAAAAGUGGGAUGCAGCAGAAGUGGCGCUGAACAAAAGUUUUUUCGACAAGAAGUCAGCGGUCCACGAGGCUCUGUGUGACAACAUUGACACCCGCACGGUCAUGGAAGAAAUGAGACAGCUGGUUAGUCAGAGCAACAGCUACAUCGCCAGCAAGAAAAGUGCCAAAAUGGGACCAAACCGCAUGCUAAUGGAAAGUAUUGCCAUGUAUCUCACCAAAAUGCUGAAGAUAUUUGGGGCAAUUGAAGGAUCAGAGCCUAUUGGUUUCCCAGUGGGAGGACAUGGACAGAAUGUUGAUCUGGAGAGCACAGUGAUGCCUUUCCUCUCUGUCCUCUCUGACUUCCGAGAGCAAGUGCGAAAAAUUGCCAGAGAGGAGAAGGUCAUGGACUUGCUGCAGCUCUGUGAUGAUCUCCGUGAUGUUACAUUACCGGAACUAGGUGUCCGGCUCGAAGAUCAUGAAGGACUGCCAACUGUGGUCAAACUCCUGGACAAGGACAUUUUAGUGAAGGAGAGGAAUGAGAAAAUUAAGAUCGACGAAGAGAAGCAAAGUAAGAAAGCAGAGGCCGCCAAGAUAAAAGAAGAACAGGAGAUGGCCAAGCUAGCUAAAAUGAAGAUUCCGCCAUCUGAGAUGUUUCUUGCAGAAACUGACAAAUUUUCCAAGUUUGAUAAAGCGGGUUUCCCUACUCAUGAUGCUGAAGGGAAGGAACUCGGCAAAGGACAAGAAAAGAAACUGCGCAAGCUUUACGAAAGUCAGGAGAAGCUGUAUAAAGAGUAUCUUCUGAGCAAUUGA
This is a messenger RNA of Nerophis lumbriciformis (worm pipefish), 2454 nucleotides long. Lineage: Eukaryota; Metazoa; Chordata; Actinopteri; Syngnathiformes; Syngnathidae. The record is from RefSeq and is a predicted model, not a curated record.